Messenger RNA from Musca vetustissima, 3183 nucleotides. RefSeq lists its product as uncharacterized. The record is from RefSeq and is a predicted model, not a curated record. Lineage: Eukaryota; Metazoa; Arthropoda; Insecta; Diptera; Muscidae. The transcript has 2 exons. The coding region runs from base 1 to 3183 and encodes 1060 amino acids.
AUGUCAGAAACCGAUUAUAAUUGCAACAAAUGUGAAUCAAAAGACACCGAGCGUAUGGUGCAAUGCGAUUCUUGUGACAAGUGGUUCCAUUUCGAGUGUGUUAAAGUAGACAGCAAUAUUGCAAAUGUAAGCUGGAGUUGUUCGUGCUGUGGUGACCAAUCUGUAGCCCAAGGUAACGAGUGUGAAGAAAUGCAUAUUCCAGCAGUAAAUAAUACCGCUGAUUUCUCCGCCGGGAGGCAGGCUUCAUCGUCACCAGCCAAUAUAGCGCAACCUGGUACAUCGCAAAAACAACAACAAAAAGAAAUGGAUCCCGUUUUUGAAAAAGGUGCAUAUAAAAAGGCACUUAACCAAAGUACAAGUAAACAUGGCUCCAAUACUGUGUCAUCAAUACCAACAGCAAUGUCUCAAACGACAGCUAUGUCACUGACGAAAACGACGUCGACAUAUUCAAACAGCGUAACUAAAAAUUUUCAUCAAGAUCGCCAUUUUGAGAAUUCCGGCCAUUCGGAUGUGAUUCGAUGCAACAUGUCUCAGACUCAGUUGCAGCUGCAGAUGUUGGAAGAGGAAAAAGAGUUACAAAGGCAAUAUUUGGAGAAGAAAUAUAAAAUUCUGUCCCAAGGCAACGCAAGCCAGCCAUCGUGUUCCUUUUCUCAAACGUUUACAACAUUUCAACCAACAGCAGCUCAAAUUGCAGCAAGGCAAGUGAUACCAAAGGAUUUGCCGAAUUUUGAUGGAAACCCAGAGGAUUGGCCGUUGUUCAUCAGCAACUUCAAAAAUAGUACUGAGAUUGCAGGCUACACUGAUGGUGAAAAUUUAAUGCGUUUGCAGUCGUGUCUCCGUGGUCGUGCUAAAGAGUUGGUGAAAAGCAAAUUAUUGAUUCCUUCUAUGGUGGGUGAAAUUAUCCAGACUUUGGAAAUGUGUUUUGGUCGUCCGGAGCAUAUUUUAGAUGGCAUGAUCGACAAGGCCAUGAGGAUUCCACCAUUGAAGGACAGACUUGAUAGCAUAAUCGAAUAUGCUUUAACAAUUAAAAAUAUUUGCUCUACAAUGGAAGCGUGUGAUAUGAAGGCUCAUUUAAAUAAUCCGAUGUUAGUUAAAACAUUAGUGGAGAAAUUGCCGAAUAAUCAUAAAUUAAGUUGGGCUAUGCAUCAAAAAGAUUCUAAUGUUCCUAUAGUGAAAGUGUUCAGUGAUUGGAUUUACAGCAUAGCCGCUGCUGCCAGCCAAGUCGUGUCUCCAAUAACGAGCAAGAAAGGAGCAUCGGUGAAUGCACAUCAGCAUAGUGACCCAAGGAAACCAACUUGUUUUUCGUGCAAAAGCGAAGUUCAUAAAAUCCAGAGUUGUGGCGAGUUUCAAUCACUAAACUUGGAAGCAAAAUGGAAAAUAGUAAAAGAAAAUAAAUUGUGUCGCCAGUGCCUAAAUUCACAUCGCAGAAAAUGUUUUUCCAAUAAAGUUUGUGAAAUCGGUGGUUGUAAAGCAAAGCAUCAUCCAUUGUUGCAUAACUAUCAGUCCUCAUUAAAUGCGAGUUCAAAUAAUUUCGUGCCAACUGAACAAAGCCGAAGUGUAAAUUCUCAUCGUGACAGUGAUAAAGAGAAGACAUGUUUUAGAAUUUUGCCGAUUCGAGUUUUUUAUGAUGGUGGCUCAGUGACAACGUUUGCGUUUUUGGAUGAAGGUUCUUCUGUGACUCUUAUGGAAAACGAAUUCUUUGAUAAACUUGGAAUUAAGGGCAAGAAGGAACCUCUGGAAUUACGUUGGACAGGCAACACAACUCGUUCUGAAGAUGAUUCGGUCAAAAUAAAUAUUGAAGUGUCUGGUGUAAAAAGUGAUUCUCGUUUUGUGCUGCAUGAUGUUAGAACAGUGAAGAACCUUGAAUUGCCCAAGCAAACAUUAAAUUUUGAAGAAGUGGUGAAAUAUAAUCCGCAUUUAAAAGGAUUGCCGGUCGAUUCAUACGUCAACGCCAAGCCGACGAUUUUAAUUGGCAUUAAUAAUUGGCGAGUAGCAGUCCCAAUGAAAAUUCGUGAAGGUGGUUAUAACCAGUUUAUUGCAACGAAGACUCGACUUGGAUGGACUCUUCAAGGUAGUGGCACGGAUGUUGGUAAAAUAGCUUCGCUGAAUAUACACACCUGUGAAUGUGAACGUCGUUACCAAAUCUUGCAUGAUGAAGUUAAAGAAUAUUUUUCCUUGGAUGUGUCUCAACCGAAAAAUAUAUUGUCAAUCGAGAAUCAAAAAGCCAUGCAUAUUUUGGAGAAUAACUGUGUAAAGAGAGAUCGACGAUUUGAAGUGAAUCUACUUUGGAAAGAUAGUGAUCCUCAAUUACCUGACAGCUAUAAUGUCGCAGUUCAUCGAUUAAAGUGUCUCAUGAGGAAGUUUAAGAAAAAUCCUGAAUUAAAGCAGACUAUGCAGACGGAAAUCGACAAGCUUCUCUCAAAAGGAUACGCAAGAAAGGUUUUUGACUCCGAAAUUAAUAAUUAUCCUGGUCGCACUUGGUAUCUUCCUAUUUUUGUGGCUCUUAACCCAAAUAAGCCUGGUAAAGUUCGUCUGGUCUGGGAUGCAGCAGCCAAAUCCAAUAAUAAGUCACUAAACGAUUACUUGAUAAGUGGUCCAGAUUUGCUUACGUCUCUAUUUAAUGUGUUAAUCGAAUUCCGAGUUGGCCAAAUUGCCGUCUGUGGUGACAUUGCAGAGAUGUUUCAUAGGAUCAACGUCAAAGAUGAAGACAUGCACGCUCAACGAUUUUUGUGGUUCGAAGAUGGUGACGUGAACAAAAUCAGUGUUUAUGUGAUGAAAGCGUUAACCUUUGGAAUUAGCUGUGCCCCAUGUAUUGCUCAUUUUGUGCGCAACAAGAACGCGGACGACUUUCGGGAAAAUUAUCCCAGAGCAGUUAAGGCAGUUGAGUCGUAUCACUACAUGGAUGAUUUUAUCGACAGUGUACAAAGUGAAGGAGAAGCCCUAGAGUUAGCAUUGCAAGUUAAAAUGAUACAUGCUGCCGGUGGCUUCCACAUGAGGAAUUGGGUGUCAAAUUCAAAAUUGAUUUUCACGGCUCUCGAGAAACGUAUUCGAGUCGAAUGUGGUCCCUACCAAGAGGGAGGUUCUCCAAGUUCUGAUGUCCAUAUUCGAUCCGCUUGGGUUCAUCUCCCAUUACACAAUUGGAUUGAAAAUACUACUACAACAAAUUUGGCGGUCAGCAAUUAG